This is a messenger RNA of Siniperca chuatsi (mandarin fish), 724 nucleotides long. RefSeq names its product transmembrane protein 14Ca (gene tmem14ca). Lineage: Eukaryota; Metazoa; Chordata; Actinopteri; Centrarchiformes; Sinipercidae. The coding region runs from base 242 to 565 and encodes 107 amino acids. Gene Ontology annotation, biological process: regulation of heme biosynthetic process. The transcript is spliced from 5 exons. Gene Ontology annotation, cellular component: mitochondrial membrane. The record is from RefSeq and is a predicted model, not a curated record.
GGCUCUGUACAGCAGAUAGUCUUAUCUAAGAAGCCACACACACACACACACACACAUACACACACACACACACACCUCAUAUCAGUGGGGCUUCAGUGUAACGAUUUCUGACGAGCACUGCUAUGUAACAGCGGGAACAUUUCUCGGAUGCUACAAUGUUUUUCUAUCUUCUGUUGCCUUAGCUAGUUUUCUAUAACAGCUCUGUGUCACAGCACUCAAGACAGCCCCUUGGGUGUCCAACAUGUCUGUGGAUUGGGUGGGAUAUGGAUACGCAGCCCUUGUCGCAUCCGGAGGAGUCAUUGGUUAUGUGAAAGCAGGCAGUGUCCCCUCCCUUGCUGCUGGUCUUCUCUUCGGUGGCCUCGCAGGUUUUGGUGCCUACCAAAUCUCCAAUGACCCCAAUAAUGUUUGGGUGUCCCUCGCUACGUCAGGAGCUCUGACUGGCAUCAUGGGAAAGAGGUUCUACGGAUCCAAGAAGUUAAUGCCAGCCGGCUUGAUGGCUGGAGCAAGUCUUCUGAUGGUGGGAAAGCUUGGUGUGGCAUUGCUCCAGAAACCCCAGGAGUCCUGAAGGAGUGAAGAUUCUGAUGUGUACUUCUUGUUCUGUUUCAGGAGCGGCCUGUCAGCAUUUGUCAUUUACAUAAACCUUAAUGUCAUUUUGUAAAAAAAGAAAACUAAAAUAAAUGUAUAUUUGAGGAUGAAAUAUAGUACCUUGUUUAUAUAAUAGGAA